AUGGUCAGCAAGGAGGAGCCCGUCACGGUCGCCGUCAUCGGAGGGACGGGUCUGUACAAGCUAGACAAUCUGCAAGUUGAAAAAGAGCUCGACCUCGACACUGCGUACGGCAAACCGUCGUCGGCCAUCACGAUUGCCCGGCUCGAGUCGGGCAAGCAAGUCGCUUUCCUCGCCCGACAUGGCCAUGGACAUUCGAUCACGCCGUCACAUGUACCCGUCAGAGCUAACAUUGCUGCGCUCAAGUCGCUCGGCGUGAGAGCGAUCGUUGCUUUCAGUGCAGUCGGCAGCUUGAGAGAGGAGAUCAGACCCAAAGAUCUCGUGAUACCCUCGCAGAUCAUAGACAGAACAAAAGGCAUCAGACCGUCCACGUUCUUUGACGGUGGCAUUGUUGCCCAUGCCAUGUUUGGCGACCCCUUCGAUACUGCUCUGACGCGAUUGCUCGGAGACAUCGUCAAGGAUGUGCUCAAGGACACCCAGGUCAAGCUGCACACGGGCAAGACCGUCGUCGUCAUGGAGGGACCCCAAUUCUCUACCCGAGCAGAAUCACUCAUGUACCGCCAAUGGGGUGGCGAUAUCAUCAACAUGUCUGCCCUUCCCGAAGCUAAGCUCGCUCGGGAAGCAGAAAUCAGUUACGCUCUCAUCUGCACCUCGACAGAUUAUGACGCCUGGAGAGAGUCAGAAGAGCCAGUCACGGUAGCAGAGGUCAUGGGAACACUCAAGGCCAACAGUGAGAUCUCAAAGACCGUCGCCGCUGCCGUGCUCGACCAUGUCCACGAUGCGCUCUCGCACGAGAAGGGACUCAUCAAACCAGAGGGAGGCAUGCAGUACAGCAUCGUCACUGCCAGACAACACUGGCCAGAGGAACAGGUCGAGAAGCUCAAGACGAUCCUGCCGGCCUACUUUAGCUAG
Mixia osmundae IAM 14324 is the source of this 909-nucleotide messenger RNA. RefSeq lists its product as uncharacterized. The coding region runs from base 1 to 909 and encodes 302 amino acids. Gene Ontology annotation, biological process: nucleoside metabolic process. Gene Ontology annotation, molecular function: S-methyl-5-thioadenosine phosphorylase activity. The transcript has 3 exons. The record is from RefSeq and is a predicted model, not a curated record. NCBI's taxonomy places the organism in Eukaryota, Fungi, Basidiomycota, Mixiomycetes, Mixiales, Mixiaceae. Gene Ontology annotation, cellular component: cytosol.